AUGCCGAACUGGGGCGGAGGCGCAAAAUGUGGAGCCUGUGAAAAGACGGUUUACCAUGCAGAGGAAAUCCAGUGCAAUGGGAGGAGUUUCCACAAGACCUGCUUCCACUGCAUGGCCUGCAGGAAGGCUCUGGACAGCACCACAGUGGCAGCUCAUGAGUCAGAGAUCUACUGUAAGGUCUGCUAUGGGCGCAGGUAUGGCCCCAAGGGGAUCGGGUUUGGACAAGGCGCUGGCUGCCUCAGCACAGACACCGGUGAGCAUCUUGGCCUGCAGUUCCAACAAUCCCCAAAGCCAGCGCGAGCAGCCACCACGAGCAACCCUUCCAAGUUCUUGGCGAAGUUUGGAGAAUCAGAGAAGUGCCCACGAUGUGGAAAGUCGGUCUACGCUGCUGAGAAGGUCAUGGGAGGUGGCAAGCCCUGGCACAAGACCUGCUUCCGCUGUGCCAUCUGUGGGAAGAGCCUGGAGUCUACAAAUGUCACUGACAAGGAUGGGGAGCUUUAUUGCAAAGUCUGCUAUGCCAAAAAUUUUGGCCCUACAGGCAUUGGGUUUGGAGGGCUUACACAGCAAGUGGAAAAGAAGGAGUGA
Molecule: messenger RNA, 585 nt
Organism: Apodemus sylvaticus (European woodmouse)
Lineage: Eukaryota; Metazoa; Chordata; Mammalia; Rodentia; Muridae
Gene: Csrp3
Product: cysteine and glycine rich protein 3
Exons: 5
Coding region: 1-585 (194 amino acids)
Biological process (GO): muscle tissue development; sarcomere organization; cardiac muscle contraction
Cellular component (GO): Z disc; nucleus; cytoplasm
Molecular function (GO): structural constituent of muscle; actinin binding
Source: RefSeq, a predicted model, not a curated record